Mesorhabditis spiculigera is the source of this 1263-nucleotide messenger RNA. The record is from the annotation of a GenBank genome assembly. Lineage: Eukaryota; Metazoa; Nematoda; Chromadorea; Rhabditida; Rhabditidae.
AUGGUCCUGCAGCGGCUUGUCGUUUGGUCGCUUUGUUUGGCUACGGUGGCGGCGAUUCCAAUUGACAACGGGGUUGAAGGAGACCCCGAAAUUGAAUGUGGCCCAACUUCGAUCACUGUUAACUUCAACACCAGAAACCCCUUCGAAGGCCAUAUCUACGUCAAGGGCCUCUUCUCCGAUCCAGAAUGCCGACGUGAAGAAACCGGAGGACGAUCGGUAGCCGGCAUCGAACUCCCCUUCGACACCUGCAACGUCCAGCGAACGCGCAGCUUGAACCCUCGCGGGAUUUUCGUGACGACCACCGUCGUCGUGUCCUUCCACCCUCAAUUCAUCACAAAGGUCGAUCGCAUGUACAAGCUGCAGUGCUUCUACAUGGAGGCUGACAAGACUGUGUCUGCCGAGCUGUCCGUCUCGGACCUGACUACCGUGGGGGUGGAGACGACCAUUGUCCCGAUGCCAAUCUGCCGGUAUGAGCUACAUGAGGGAGGUCCCGAUGGCCCACUGAUCAAGUUCGGAUUCGUUGGUCAGCAGAUCUACCACCGCUGGGUGUGCGACACUGAGACACAAGACACCUAUUGCAUGGUGGUCAACAGCUGUACCGUUGAUGACGGCCAGGGAGAGAAGAUCAAAAUUUUGGACGAGAAGGGCUGCGCUUUGGACAAAUUCGUCCUCAACAACCUUGAAUACCCCACAGAUCUCUCGGCCGGUCAAGAAGCUCACAUCUACAAGUUUGCCGAUCGACCGGAUUUGUUCUACCAAUGUCAGAUCGCCAUCACGAUCAAGGAGCCAAACGCUGAGUGCGCCAGACCCGAAUGUGCCGAACCCGAAGGCUUUAACACUAUCCGACUCUCCGGCGAGGUAGCCCCCGGCGCUCCCAACCCGCCCCAUGGAGUUGAAGCUCAGGGAGCCGAGGAGGCACCGGAAGCUCCUGAAGCCGCUGAGACGCCCGAGAGCCGAAGGAGGAGGGGAAAGAGGGAGGUUGGAUUCGAUCAGAGCAAUGUUAUGGACGUCAGGGCUGAGAUGUCAGCUAUUAAUAUUAUGGAUGAGGAUGAAGCCAAAAACAUCCAAGAGAGCAUCCGAAAGCGAGAAGCCGAUGGUCAAAUGGCGCCGUCUGGCCACCAGAUCGUCUACCGUACCCUGGGAGGCGAUGGAGCCUGCGUAUCCCCAAUGUCCAUCGCACUACUCGUUUUCUGCGGGUUUUCCCUGCUCGGAACGUUUAUGGCCAUCAAGCUGGCGUCGGCUAGAUCAAAGUUUGACAAGGAA